AUGAAGAAUGAUUCUGAGUUAAAUAAGAUUGUUAUUAGAAAACCAUCUAAAGAUGUAUAUAACAAAUGUACUUUAUUUAAAUAUGCAUUAAAAGAGAGCAGCAAUGUAAAUGAAAACCUUGAUGACCAAUUUGCUAUACAUAUAUAUAGUUAUUAUAGUAUGAAAGAAGCAUAUGAAUAUAAUAUUCAAAUAGUGAAAGAAUGUGAUUUGUGUUCCAUGUUUUUUCUUUUGACUUUGCUCACAAUGUUGAGUUGCUCUAUGACUCUUAAUGGCCAGAAAGAUGGUACUAUUUAUCAUUGUUAA
Messenger RNA from Cetraspora pellucida, 303 nucleotides. Lineage: Eukaryota; Fungi; Glomeromycota; Glomeromycetes; Diversisporales; Gigasporaceae. The record is from the annotation of a GenBank genome assembly.